UAAAAUCGUAAUCACUAACAGUUGAUAUUUUCUUGUCAAUCCAAAGUGUCUUUUAAUUAUAUUUUUUUGUGAUUCAUCACUUUAUGGUUUUCUUACUAGUAUGUGUAUAUAACGCAUACAUUCAUAACGUUUUUUUAAAACCGUGUUCUUUUUUCGAGCCACAUGAUCCGUACGGAGUGACUGUAAUUUAACCAAUCACGAUUCUGGAACAAACCUUUAUCCGCCCACGCCGCUUCCUUUCAUUUAAACCUCCUUUACUUUCCCGUCUUCCCCAGAGUGGGUGGACGUAAUUAUUAUUAAUUUUUUUUAGUUUUGUGGCGAAAAUAGGUGUUGUCUUUUUUCUUCUUUGAACCUAGUGUGCUGGUUACACAGUUACAGGCGUUUGCUGCUUUUGUAGGGGGAAAAUGGUGGUAGAGAGGACGCCUACAGACUCCAGUUCUCAGGACAAGGCCGUGUUUACUUUAGAAGAGGUAAAGAAGCACAAUGUGAGCAAGAAUACCUGGGUGAUUAUCCAUGAUAAAGUCUACGAUGUUACCCACUUUCUGGAUGAGCACCCAGGAGGAGAAGAGGUAUUGUUGGAACAGGCUGGUGGUGAUGCUACAGAGAGUUUUGAAGAUGUUGGCCAUUCUAGUGAUGCCAGAGAGAUGUUGAAGCAACACUACAUUGGGGAGUUACAUCCGGAUGAUCGAAAAAAGGUGGGCCCAAAGGAUGUUUUUAUUACAACAACUUCAAGUCAAUCCAGUUUGUGGACAAAUUGGCUGAUUCCAGUUAUUGCAGUAGUUGUUUUGGGUUUGAUGUAUCGUUACUACAUGUUGGACAGCAAAUCCUGAAUACUGGUUUGGCUUUAUUUAUCCAUCCAGUUGGAGAAUUCAUUUCUCACUCUUUCUCUCUCUUGUCAACGACCCUUCAUCUCUUCUUCCAAUAAGUCCUGCAAAGAAGCCAACUUUUUAUUAUUGGAAUGCAAAAUGCAAGUUUUUGUUUUUUUUUUAUCCAUGUUUUAUCAAAUCUACAAUUUUCUGAAAAGUACUUGUCUGGAUAACGGUAACAUUUACAUUGACAGCUCUUGAGUUAAAACCAAUGCUGGGUAAACAGACAGUCUACAGGUAGAAUAAAAAAAAAAAAUACUUUUUCAUUACAUUGGAUUUGGUUUCAGGUAUGAAAUGUCACACUUUCUAAAUUUUAUUAUAAUCACUAUCAGUACUGUGUAAUCGUGUGAAAAAACUGAAGCUAUUUACUCUACAUCUUGUGUGCUGUUUGCAUUUGUUGUUCAAAUACCAAUCUUUAAUUAUCUGCAUUAAUUUACUGAUUUCAUAAGGUAACUGUUUGUAAAGAGUUAUUUUAUGGCACCUUGUCUUUAAUAGGCAGUAUUUUAAAGGUUCAGUCAUAUUUUUUCUUUGAAUUGGCCCUUUGUUGCAUAAACCACUUUAUAUUUUAUUGUAAGAGGCACAGCUACAUAUAUAAAAUGAAAUAGUUAUAUCCUUGAAUGUAUAUGUACACAUUUACUACUUUUAGUUGUUCCCCUUAAAAUAAAGAUAUAAGAUGGCAUAUUAAAAGAAAAUCUAGGCUUUCCUUAACAAGAAGUGACAUACAGGGGAUCAGGCAUCACCUGUUACUAAAGACCGAAUAAUUAUUCUGAUUGUUACGCAACACAAACAAUUACAGAAUUUUUACUUUUAAAGUUACUUGAAAUUUAAUAAUUUAGGCAUACUUGUAUAAGUAAUGUCCUUUAAUGUAAUUCCUAUUCAUGAGUAUAUUUUGUCUUUAAAAAUGGUAUGUGUAUUAUAAAUUCAUAAUUAAAACUCAGUUGAUCAAUAUAGCGUUUAAAUGUUAACAUUUACAUUAAGAUACAUUCUGAAAGUUACAUUAUUAGGUUUUGAAAUCCUAAUUUUCACAAUGUGUACUACUUAUUGUGCUUUGUUAGACAAUUAUUGCAUCUGUGUUUAUCAGCAUUUUAGAUGUAUGUGUAUAGGUAGUAAAGUUUUAUGUUCUCUCAAUAUAGUGGCUUAGAGAGAGAGAAAACAUUAUGUCAUGUUAUGUGACUCCAAGAAGUCAUUUUUUACAAUUUUUAACUUGCCUAAUUAUUAAAAUGUUCUGAUGUGUUAUUCAGGUACAUUGUCAAGGCCCUGAAUGGUAAAAAUAGCACUGUAUCUUUUCAAAUGUGAAGUAUUUCAAAUUGUAAUAUAUUAUGAAAUACAUGAUACCCAAACUAAGAAGCACCUAUCUUUAAAAAUAUUAAAUACUGCUUUCAAAUUCUAAUUUUGUGAAAAAGUCAGAAGUAAAUUGGAUUAUCUAAUGGGUACAGAAGAAACACUACUAGCCUUUGUUCAGUGUAUUUUUUGGCUAUGACAAAUAUUUACAUGUUGGGUGUAUUUAUGUUAUUUGUCAUGCUGUGGAUUUCUAACAUUAAUUUUGAGGCUGUACAGUGAACAAAAUUCACUAAAGGAAACUAUUAAUACUAAUCCAGAUCUUGUGGAAGCAAUGACAUCAUUCUAGCAUUUCAGUUUGAACUAUAAACUAUUACAAUGUCAUCAAGGCUUAAGCUUUGUUUUUUGUUUUUUUUUUUUUAAUAGGAUUUUAGGUCUUUGACAUUUCACAAGAAAGAUGUUGACUUUCUUUGAGAAUAUAUAUAGUACUGAGAUUCAGAAUAUUAUCUGCUGAAUUGUCAGUAACUACUGAUACUUUAAGUAAAGGUGUUGUAUUAUUUUUAACAGGAUACAUCUUUGCCAUUUGUAUUUCAGAUGUAAAUGUUUUCCUCAUGCAGUUCUGUAUUUGGUUUCUCUUUUUGUUUAUCCACCUAAGAAGCUUGAUUUAUUUUUGCAGAGUAAAAUGACAGAGUGAUGAAUGCUUUGGUCUUUAAAUCAUACACUUCAUGUGGUACUGAGCUUUUAUGUUUCCUGUGUAUCAUGCAUUCCAAAGGUUUUAUACCUAGCUUUCUACUUUGAAAAUAUUUUAAUUUGAAUCAGCAUUUUAGUUUUAAUAGUGUAUUCGUCAAAGGAAAGGUGACCAUUUAGUAUUUGGGCUAGAAAGAAAUUGUCUGUUUAAGGAUACUUAUGAAAUAGAAAUAUGCAUUGCCUUAAAGUAUAUGAAGUGAUUGAGAAAUGAAUACAUUGUAUAACACAACAGUUUCAUUCUGGCAUAAUAAGUGCUAACUCUUCGUAACAUUACAAAAUUUGACUCUAGGUAUAGUAGGGUUCUCUGGUAUAAGCAGAUUUUGUUUGUUUUUUUAAUUUUAUGUUUUGACUGUAGGAUGUUUUGGGUUUAGAUGCAGCGUUUUUUUCUGAAAUAUAACACAAUAAAUUAAUUCAAGUGAAAACAAUGUAUUGUGUAAUGAAAGGAAUGAAAUUUGUGUUUCUUUGUGAUGAAGACUAAAAACCACAUUACUGUGUAAAUCAAGAAAACAUAGACUAGAGUUUGUGUGGCUUUCUUUGCACUAAAUACUGAAUAGGUUUUUUACUAUAAAAAUAAAAGAUGGCUUGAAGCACUU
Messenger RNA from Polypterus senegalus (gray bichir), 3484 nucleotides. Its product is annotated as cytochrome b5. Gene Ontology annotation, cellular component: mitochondrial outer membrane; intracellular membrane-bounded organelle. The transcript is spliced from 5 exons. The record is from RefSeq and is a predicted model, not a curated record. Gene Ontology annotation, molecular function: heme binding. NCBI's taxonomy places the organism in Eukaryota, Metazoa, Chordata, Cladistia, Polypteriformes, Polypteridae. The coding region runs from base 405 to 830 and encodes 141 amino acids.